AAAUCUCUAAAACUUUCCAUAAAUAAAUAAAUAAAACCCAAUAAAAGAAAACGAUCAAAUUCUAACUAACUUUAUUAAUAAAAUCAAAAUUAAACAUUAUGCAUUUUAAUCGGAGACAAUAGAUCAUGAUCAUACCUGCAACCCAAUGAUGAUUUCGUUGAAAUGAAAAAACACCAACAGACAUUUCACAAUCAUCAGUCGCCGGAAUUCUAUUGUGAAGCAUGGGAACAAAAGGAAACACAGGAGAAAACAAAACCAGAAGCCCUCUAUCAAUCAUCAUUGUAUUUGGAUUAUGUUGCUUCUUCUAUCUUUUAGGUUCAUGGCAACGCAGUGGCUACGGAAAGGGAGACAGAAUUGCUGUACAGAUCACACAACAAACAGACUGCAGCAUCCUUACUGAUCUGAACUAUGAAACACACCAUGGAGGGGAGCUUCUUAAUGAAGUCAAGAAAUUCAAACCAUGCACUGAUACUUUCAUAGACUACACACCUUGUCAAGAUCAGGCUCGAGCAAUGACCUUUCCUCGAGAGAAUAUGAAUUACAGGGAACGACAUUGUCCUCCACAAGAGGAGAAAUUGGGUUGCCUUAUACCUGCACCUAAAGGGUAUGUGACUCCUUUUGCUUGGCCAAAGAGUCGUGAUUAUGUACCUUAUGCAAACGCGCCUUAUAAGAGUUUGACAGUUGAGAAGGCGGUACAAAAUUGGAUACAGUAUGAGGGUAAAUUGUUCAGGUUUCCUGGUGGUGGAACUCAGUUUCCUCAAGGUGCUGAUGCUUAUAUUAAUGAUUUAGCUUCUGUUAUUCCUUUGGAUAAUGGGAUGAUUAGAACUGCUCUGGAUACUGGUUGUGGGGUUGCAAGUUGGGGAGCGUAUUUGAUGAAGAAAAAUGUCCUAGCUAUGUCAAUUGCACCCAGAGACUCGCAUGAGGCACAAGUUCAGUUUGCACUUGAAAGAGGAGUUCCUGCUAUUAUUGGUGUUUUGGGAACUAUAAAGCUCCCUUAUGCCCCUAGAUCAUUUGAUAUGGCUCAUUGCUCUAGGUGUUUGAUUCCAUGGGGUGCGAAUGGCGGACUUUACAUGAUGGAAGUUGAUAGAGUCCUUAGACCGGGGGGCUAUUGGAUACUCUCAGGUCCACCCAUCAAUUGGGAGAACAGUUAUGAAGCAUGGCAGCGCCCUAAGGAAGAGCUUCAAGAAGAACAAAGGAAAAUUGAGGAGAUUGCUGAACUUCUGUGUUGGGAGAAGAAAUCUCAGAAAGGUGAAAUUGCUAUUUGGAGAAAAAGAGAGAAUUGCAGGGAACGAGUUUCUCGUGCUACAAUGUGUGAUCCACAAUAUGCUACUGAUGUCUGGUAUAAGAAGAUGGAGGCAUGCAUAACUCCGUACCCUGAAACAAGUUCACCAGAUGAAGUUUCUGGGGGAGAGUGGAAGCAGUUUCCAGACAGACUAAAUGCAACUCCUUACAGAAUUGAGAGUGGUUCUGUUCCUGGAGUCUCAACUGAAACGUAUCAAGAUGAUAUCAAACUUUGGUCAAAACAUGUCGAUUACUAUAAAAGGGUGAACAAACUGAUGGAUACAGGAAGGUACCGCAACAUAAUGGAUAUGAAUGCUGGUCUUGGAAGUUUUGCUGCCACGCUUGAUUCUCCAAAGUUAUGGGUUAUGAAUGUUGUUCCCAUUAUAGCAGAGAAGGAUACUUUAGGUGUUAUUUAUGAACGAGGUCUAAUAGGCAUAUACCAUGACUGGUGUGAAGCCUUUUCCACGUACCCCAGGACUUACGACCUGAUACAUGCAAACCGUCUUUUCAGCUUGUACAAGAACAAAUGUAAUGCAGAAGAUAUCCUACUAGAGAUGGAUCGUAUCCUGCGACCUGAAGGGACAGUGAUAUUCAGAGAUGAAGUAGAUGUCCUUAUGAAGGUUAAGAGAAUAGCAGCCGGAAUGAGGUGGAACACCAAAAUGGUGGACCAUGAAGACGGUCCUCUCCUUACCGAGAAAGUGUUGUUUGUCGUCAAACAAUAUUGGGUUGCUGGUGAAAACAAUUCCACCUCUGUAUAACUGUAAGUAGACAAAAUAGUAUCACAGGAAAACCACAAUUUUGAACUGUCUUUUUGUUGAACUUUCUUGUACUCCUUGUAGAAGCCACAACAUGCGUAUAUGCAAACGCCUUUGGCCGCCGGAAAUCUGUACUCCUAUACAGAUUUUACUCAUUUUGUAGUGAGCUUAAAACAUAUUCUUAAA
This is a messenger RNA of Spinacia oleracea (spinach), 2222 nucleotides long. RefSeq names its product probable methyltransferase PMT2. Gene Ontology annotation, cellular component: endosome; cytoplasm; trans-Golgi network. Gene Ontology annotation, molecular function: methyltransferase activity. The transcript has 6 exons. Lineage: Eukaryota; Viridiplantae; Streptophyta; Magnoliopsida; Caryophyllales; Amaranthaceae. The record is from RefSeq and is a predicted model, not a curated record. The coding region runs from base 222 to 2039 and encodes 605 amino acids.